Molecule: messenger RNA, 2439 nt
Organism: Acanthopagrus latus (yellowfin seabream)
Lineage: Eukaryota; Metazoa; Chordata; Actinopteri; Spariformes; Sparidae
Product: low affinity immunoglobulin gamma Fc region receptor II-b-like
Exons: 9
Coding region: 607-1617 (336 amino acids)
Biological process (GO): cell surface receptor signaling pathway
Molecular function (GO): transmembrane signaling receptor activity
Source: RefSeq, a predicted model, not a curated record
CUGUUUUUAAACCACAUGGCUUCUCUACAAUGUGCUGCUCUCUGUCUCUAUCUUUGUAUUUAAACAUGAGAGUCUACAUACCUUCUCUCCACUCUGACCACAGUACACUUCUCUUUAACACUGUGCAGAUUAACCACAACGUCUCUGCAUCUGUGUGAAAAGAGCCUGUGGCUUCAGGUCAGGUUACUCACUAUGAAGUAAGAUCUGCAGGACAAGGGUGAGUCUGCUUGGUUUUAGUGACGUUGAGCAGUAGAUUGUUUUCUGUGCACAACUCUGCACAGUUUCUUCCUGAUAUGAACUUUCAUGAUUGUUUAUAAUGUGGCCAGUGAUGGUGGUGUCGUCCACAUACUGAACAACAGAGUUCUCUUGACGUCUGAUGCAGUCACAGGUGGGUCACAGGUUUGGGGUCUAUUUAUGUACCCAAAUGCAGAUUGUUAAAUCUUAAUUUAAAGUGUUUGUAGACUACAUGGAGGACAAUGGAUAUGGCAUCAUCUGUGGACCUGAUGGUUCUGAAUGCACACCAAUAAUGACAUCACAACUACUUCAGUGUUUUUUCUCUAGACUCUGCAUCAGGAAGGGGAGGGAUUAAGAAAAUGUGUCAGUCUGAUGUUCAGUCAGCAGCAAGACAACAUGGAGGCAACAGCUCUCUGCACCCGACUGUUUAUGACUGUGUUUCUGCUGCUUGCUGCACAAGUUCAGAACUGUUGCUAUUCUCAAAAACUGGAUGCAGCUUUUCCUCGGACUGAACCAAACAGACUGCAGUUCUUUGCAUAUAGUCCAAUCUCUGUGCAGUGUGAACAUUUGGACUGCUCACCUGAAUGUAGAGUGAUGAAGAGGCUGAAGAAGGAUUCAACAAAUACAACUCAACUGUGGGAAACAUCAACAGGAUCCAUUACUGUUAAACUUCACUCUACAUCAGAGAGUGGAGAGUACUGGUGUGAAAAUAAAGAGGGGGAGAGAAGCAACAGUAUCAACAUCACAGUCACUGAUGGUGAUGUGAUCCUGGAGAGUCCUGCUCUACCUGUGACCGAGGGAGAAGACUUGAGUCUGUACUGCAGAACGAAGACCUCCAACCCUCCUGCUGACUUUUACAAAGAUGGCCUCUCUAUUGCAACUGGAUAUACAGGAAUGUUCACCAUCAACAGUGUCUCUAAAUCUCAUGAAGGACUCUACAAGUGCAGAAUCUCUGGAGUUGGAGAAUCAGCAGAGAGCUGGCUGGCUGUCGGAGCACAUAUAACUUCAUCACCCAAAGAGAUUCAAGAAAGUUCAGAGACAACCGACGGUUCCCCUCAGGUCUCGAUCCUUCUACCAGUGGUUAUCACCACUGUGUCUGUGGCUGUGCUGCUGAUGUUGGUGGGACUACUUCACUGCCUGAAACACAAAGCAGGCUGCUUGUCUUCAGACACAACACCAGGAACAGAUUCAGGCUCUAGGGAGGCGGCUGCUGCUGCUGCUGAAAACAUGGUGACAUAUGCUGUUGUUACAAAACACCGUAAUAGAAGAGCAGAACCUGGAAUAUCCAGCAGCUCAGCCAGGCAAAUAUCUUCAGCAGGUGCCAGUGAUGUCGUCUAUUCUACAAUCCAGUUGAGGUCACCGAGAGCAGAAGCUUGGGCCUAGCGAGGAGCUAAAAGCUGUGCUGUCGUACAUGGAUACGAGGAGGGAGUGAUACUGUAUGUUUUACAGUAAACUAGUGGAUCUUUAAUGACCCGGCACUCUGUGGUAAAUGCAUGCAUGUUCAAAACCAGGGAAAUUAGUCAAAGGGGAGAAAAAACAGAGACCGCCAGUUCAGCCAAUUUCAGGUGGAUGGACUUAAGUAUCAAAGACACAAUUAGUAAGUCAUAUUUUUUGUGUCCAGCAGUGAUGAUUUUCAAAACUUUUGUACUUUUAAUACUGUGAACUCUUUGAAAAACUUGCUGUUGUUGUGGAUGAGUAGAUAUAAAGAUUAAAUAUAGAAAACACAUUUAACCUCAGAAGAGUUUGUGUCCCUUGAAGACGUGACUUUGAUCAUUAAUAUCAACCCUUCAUCUGUGGGCUUCAGCCAACAUGCUGCGUCGCUGUCUGUCUUUAGGAGUGAGUGGUUUCUCACACUGUGACAGUUAAACCACAUUGUUCCAGACAUCUGUUCAAACGUCUUGAGACACUUUUUAUAAGAACAGAGCUGCUGCAUCUUUUAAAUACACUCACUGUGGUCGACUACCAACAUGACGCUGUUAGAGCAGUUUGACCUGAGGCAGACACGCUGAGUGACGGAAAUAUAAAUGAACACAUGACACGUUCAUGUUAUCUUAGAGUUGUGGUAUUUACCACGUUCAGUUUUUUUUUUUUCUUUUUAAGCAUUUUGUUUGUAACCUCAGGUGUAACCUUGCCUCUUUGGCUGCUCCUCUCAACCUGAUGGAUGCUUAUUUCCUUUAAGAAAUGAUUACAUGAUUAAAAUAUAAU